Messenger RNA from Cantharellus anzutake, 459 nucleotides. Its product is annotated as ribosomal protein S8. The record is from RefSeq and is a predicted model, not a curated record. Gene Ontology annotation, cellular component: ribosome. The coding region runs from base 1 to 459 and encodes 152 amino acids. Lineage: Eukaryota; Fungi; Basidiomycota; Agaricomycetes; Cantharellales; Hydnaceae. The transcript has 2 exons. Gene Ontology annotation, molecular function: structural constituent of ribosome. Gene Ontology annotation, biological process: translation.
AUGCCUCUCCCUCAUGAUCUGUGCUCCCAAAUCCAAAAUGGUUUCCGCAUGCGGCGCGCUAAGAUUGCUGUCCCACACACCACCCAAAAUCUAGCAAUCCUGAGCAUACUCUUGCGCGAAGGCUUUCUGUCAUCUAUUACAAGGGGGACUGCAUCAGAGCCUUCUCCAUCCGAAUGGGCAUUCGUCACAGAACCGCAUCGUCGCAUCUGGGCGUUCCUGAAGUAUCGUGGCGACCGGCCUGUCCUUUCAUCUAUGUCUCUUGUUAGCACUCCUUCGAAACGUAUAUUUAUGGAUCCUCAUGGUAUACGGCGGCUGGUCAGCGGGAAACGAAGUAAUUUCAUCAAACCCCUGGGGAUGGGUGAAAUUGGCGUCGUAAAGGUUGGAGAUAGACAAUGGGUGGAAGCGAGGGAAGCAGUAGCAAUGAAUCUUGGAGGCGAAGUGGUAUGUCGGGCGCGAUAA